UAUUAACUUCGGUAUACAUUUUAAUAUUCGUAUUCUAAUAAAAGAAUAAUUUUCAUUUGAUAACAACGUAAUGCGAUAUAUUAAAGGAAGAUUUUAUUUUUUUUUUUACUUUUUGUGAGAUAUGAUUGCUUCGUAAUUAGUUCAAUAAAAUACAUGGACGUGGCCUUGGUUUAGCGCCGCCAUUCGCCAUUGUUGGCUGUAGCAAAAAGAGUUUACAAGUUUACUUUUAUAGGAAGAAGUAUUAAUUUUGGGCAUAAAAUAAUACGAGAAUUUAAUCGAAGAUAAAUAUGGCUCGUAGCCGGAAAGAUAGUACUGGCAAAAGUGAUUCCGAAGCUACGGAUAAGGAAAGUAAAAGGGAGAGAGGUAGAGAAAGAGAAAGAAAAAAACGUGCAGCUUCCUCGUCGAGCAGCGGUAGCAGUUCAUCGGACAGUAGUUCUGGAUCGUCCAGUUCUAGCAGCGGUAGUAGCUCUAGAUCGAGCUCUUCCUCUAGUACUUCUUCCAGCACUUCUGGAAGCUCUUCCGGAAGCUCCAGAGAUAGAGGACGUAAAAGAAGUCGAAGUAAGAGCGUUGAUGCUUCUAGAAGACAUGAUAAUAAGGAAAAGGAAAGAGAGAAAGAUAGGGACAGAGAGAGAGAAAGGGACAGGGAUAGGGAUAGAGAAAGAGAUAGAGAUAAGGACAAAAAGAAAAGUAGUAAUUCUGUUGUUGAUAAGCCUAAACCUAAAGGACGCUCUAGAUCUCCAUCUCCACGUCGUAAACGUAGAGAACGUUCUCCCAUUCCAAGGCCAACAAAGAUACAUAUUGGGCAUUUAACAAGAAACGUUACUAAGGAACACAUUAUGGAAAUAUUUUCAGCAUAUGGUCAGAUUAAAAUGGUUGACUUCGCUAUGGAUAAACUUCAUCCUAAUCAAGGACGUGGAUUCGCUUAUGUCGAAUUUGAAACAGCCGACGAAGCUGAAAAUGCUAUGAAACAUAUGGAUGGUGGACAAAUCGAUGGACAAGAAAUUACAGCUGCUCCUGUAUUAUUGCCAAAACCAAGACCAAUACCAAUGCGUAGAAUGUCACCAGUCAUGGGAAGACGCGUACCAUUACGAUGGGGAGGAGGUAGAAAUACUCCCCCGCGUUAUCGUAGACGCUCACCCCCAAUGAAUCGACGUAGAAGUCCACGCCCACCUAGACGUAGACCUAGAAGUCGUUCCCGUAGUCCACAAAAUAAUCCACGGCAUCGACAUCGUCGAUACACAAGAUCCAGUUCAAGCAGCUCCCGAUAACACUUUCUUUGUAUAUAUAAAAGUUAUGAACUGAAUUUGACUGAAGAUGAUUUAUCGGAUUGCUCACUUUGAUAUAACAAACAAACAAACAAACAAAAAAGAAAAAAAAAAAAAAAAGAAAGAAAAAAAAGGAAAAAGAAACAAAAGAAAAAAGAGCAAACUCAACAUCUACGAUGAAUUGUGCAUACAGAGUACUCAUAGGUAUAUUGUAUUUGCUAUCAUCAAAUUUUGCACGUUACGAGAAUCGUAAAAAUAAUUUUAUGUUUUAUCGAAUAGUUACAUACCGUCGCGUUAAUUUCUGAAAUAUACUGACUUUCUCACAUGA
This is a messenger RNA of Vespa velutina, 1593 nucleotides long. Its product is annotated as RNA-binding protein with serine-rich domain 1-like. Gene Ontology annotation, molecular function: RNA binding. The coding region runs from base 288 to 1268 and encodes 326 amino acids. Gene Ontology annotation, cellular component: ASAP complex; cytoplasm; nucleoplasm. NCBI's taxonomy places the organism in Eukaryota, Metazoa, Arthropoda, Insecta, Hymenoptera, Vespidae. Gene Ontology annotation, biological process: mRNA splicing, via spliceosome. The transcript has 5 exons. The record is from RefSeq and is a predicted model, not a curated record.